AUGGCGCCGAGUUCUCGUCUCGUCAACGAUCUGCGCGUGCACGACAACGAGGCGCUGCUGCGCGCGUGGCAGGCGGCGGCGAUCGCGGUGCCCGUGUACUGCUUCGACCCGCGCUGCUUCUCCACCACGCACCACUUCGGCUUCCCGAAAAUGGCAGCUCACCGGGCACGCUUCUUGCUGGAGAGCGUGGCGGACAUGAGGCAGCGCCUGCAGGGGAUGGGGUCGGACCUGCUCGUGCGGGUGGGCCCGCCUGAAACCGUGCUGCCUGUGCUCGUGGCGGCUCUCAACGCGCAUCUGGUGGUGGCUCAGGCGGAAACAACAGACGAGGAGCUCAGGGUGGAGAGGAACCUCAAGCACGCGCUGAACAAUGUGACUAUAACGAGGGCCACAGGAGGCCCAACAACAGCCCAAGAACGACUCGCCGCAGAUACUGCCAACGGUCGCCGCCCAAAGCUGGAUCUGAUAUGGGGGCUGACCAUGUACCACGUGGAUGACCUGCCAUUCGCUCCUGCUGCCCUGCCUGACAUCUACACACAGUUCCGGAAAGCCGUGGAAACCAAAGCGAAGGUCCGCCCACCCCUCACCAUGCCUGCCAGCCUCGGUCCGUUCCUCUCUGCCGAAGCUGUCGACAGGAUCGGUGGUUUGGGCUCCCUGCCGUCUCUGGCUGACCUUGGGAUUGACGACCCCCCACCACAGGACCCGAGGGGCGUGUUGCCGUUUAAGGGUGGGGAGACAGCAGCACUGGCUCGGGUGGAGGAGUAUGUGUGGCAGCGGGAUUGCAUUCAAGAGUACAAGCUGACGCGCAACGGCAUGCUGGGGGCGGAUUACAGCACCAAGCUGUCGCCAUGGCUGGCGCAUGGGUGCAUCUCUGCUCGGUUCAUCCAUUCGGAGGUGCUGCGAUAUGAGAAGGAGCGAGUGGCAAACGAGUCCACAUACUGGGUGCUAUUCGAGCUUAUCUGGAGGGAUUACUUUCGGUUCCUCUCCAUUAAAUGCGGGAAUUCCAUAUUCCACUUGGGUGGGCCCCGCAAGCUGCAAUUCAAUGGCCGAGAUUGGUCCACGGACAGAGCUCUCUUUGAUGCGUGGAGGGAGGGACGAACGGGGUACCCCUUGGUGGACGCCAAUAUGAGGGAGCUCGCAGCCACGGGUUUCAUGUCCAACCGAGGCAGACAGAUAGUGUGCUCGUUCUUGGUGCGAGACAUGGGCAUGGACUGGCGCAUGGGAGCCGAGUGGUUUGAGUCGCUUCUCCUGGACCAUGACCCUGCCUCCAACUACGGCAACUGGACCUACGGCGCUGGUGUGGGGAACGAUCCCAGGGAGGACAGAUACUUCAGCAUUCCCAAGCAGGCAUCCACGUAUGAUCCCAAUGGCGACUAUGUAGCCCAUUGGAUCCCUGAGCUAGCAGCCCUCCCUCCAUCCCUGCGCCACUUCCCCUACCGCCUCUCUCCCUCCGAGCGAGCCGCAUACAAAUUGGAUGCUGAAGGGUCGAGCUACCCCUUGAAGCCUGUGGUGCCGCUGAAAUUUGGUGGUGGUGCUUCUGGUGCUAGGGAGAAGUUUUCAGCAGACCAAGCAGCACGCGAUCCUGCUAACUUUUUCAAUCUCAGGCUCGAUUCUUGUCCUGCAGCCGUUUUGGAAGAUGGCUCCCGUGUCCUUUACUGCGAGCAGGCCUUCUGGAGAUCACCUGAAAAGCCUUUUCGCCAGCGCUUUUAUGUUGUGAGGCCAUGCGCCAAAGAGAUGAAGUGUGAUGCUGAGGUGGCCAGCUAUGCUCUUCGAGACGUUGAAGAGUACCGAAACUUUUGCGAGCGGCCAAAGAAUCAGCGGCCACAACCAGAGGAGGUCAUCGGGGAUAUUUCGGAGCACCUUGCCACGGUGUACCUCUCGCGAUGUGAGGGGGGGCGGAAGUGUGCAUAUGAAGGCUCAACACCUCCAGGAGGCUUUCCGAACAACUGGAACGGAGCUACUCGGUGCACUUCAGAGCUUACUCUGUUUCGCAGUGGAGAAGUCCACAGCUGGGACAGAGGCUAUAAAGAUGAUGGGGUGCAGGUGUGGGGUCCGAAGUCAGCUCCUUACGAGUAUAAGCCUAAGCACAUGGUUAGUAGUAACUAUAGGUCGAAUGAAGCUGAUCAGGGAAAAAAAUAG
Closterium sp. Yama58-4 is the source of this 2136-nucleotide messenger RNA. The record is from the annotation of a GenBank genome assembly. NCBI's taxonomy places the organism in Eukaryota, Viridiplantae, Streptophyta, Zygnematophyceae, Desmidiales, Closteriaceae.